Molecule: messenger RNA, 1152 nt
Organism: Emiliania huxleyi CCMP1516
Lineage: Eukaryota; Haptophyta; Isochrysidales; Noelaerhabdaceae
Exons: 11
Coding region: 123-968 (281 amino acids)
Source: RefSeq, a predicted model, not a curated record
GCAUCUCGAGCCGCAAGAUCACGCACGUCAUCCUGACGCACUGCCACGCGGACCACGACGCGGGCACCUUCCAGAAGAUCCUCCUCGAGCAGCGCGUGACCGUGCUCACGACGCGCACCAUCAUGGCCGCUUUCGUGCGCAAGUACGCCCUCAUCUCCGAGAUGAACUACGACUUUUUGCAGCGCCUCUUUUGCUUCCACUCGGUCAAGAUCGGGGAGCCCGUGCUCUCCGUCAUCACGACGCGGUCGUACUCCGCCGGCGAGCCGGUCUGCAACGCGGGGGGGCGGGGGCGGGCGGGGGACGAGGGCCGCUUCCUCCGCAUCGUCAAAGCGGGAAUAGUCAUGUACGAGCGCGACGGCGCGCGGCCCUUCGAGCUGCGCUACUGCGACUACUUGAUCAAUGGCGAGGGGGAGCUGCUCACGGACGCGACGCACGCCGCGUCCGCCACCGCCGCCACUCGCGUCGAGGUGCUCGAGAUCGAGCGCGGCGACGUGCAGUACCUCUUCCGCCGCCGCCCCAACCUGAUGGCCCGGAUACAGCAGCGCGCCAAGCUGUCGUAUGACGCGUCUUGGGCGGCCAUCGGCGCGAACUCCGUCUUCAGCGGCUUCUCGAUGGCUCAGGUGACGCAGCUGCAGUCGGUCAUGCGGCAGCACGAGGUGGGGGAGGGGGAGGUAAUAUGGCGAAAGGGCGACGAGGUGCUCGACGUUGUCUUGGUGGGCGACGCGCGCCUUGCCUACCGCGAGCUGGCGGACGUGCGCGGCGCGACGAGGGAGGACCUGGAGCCGUUCGGGCCGGGCGCGCUACUCGUCAACGUAUACGCGCUCGAGAACCGGCUCCGGCAUGAGCUCACCCUCACCGCAGAGAGAGCCGGCACAAUCUUCCACGUCAUCGGCGAGGACCUGCUCGACUUUCUGGACAACAACCCCGGCGCCUUCAUCUGGAUGCGAGACACGCUCGUCGUCUGCUGACGCCGCCCGCCCUCGGCGCGGGCAGGCGGCGGGCGGCCCGGAGACGAGACGCAUCCAGAGUACGGCGAGAGCGGGACACACGCGACGGGAGGUGUGACGCGGUUACAUUGAGGGGAGUUGUCACGGGUGUGUGUGUCGAGCGAGAGGUAAGGAGGUAACCUGUUUAAACGCGCAAAAAAACAAG